AUGGGCACAAGGGGAUACUGUCAGUUUCAAUUUCAGAGUAUAUUGACGUUCAUGGAUGUGGCUAUAGAAUUCUCUAAGGAGGAGUGGGAAUGUCUGGAUUCUGCCCAGAGGGCUUUGCACAGAGAUGUCAUGUUGGAGAAUUACAACAAUUUGGUUUCUGUGGGUGUUUCUGUUUCAAAACAAGAGUUAAUCAUCUGUCUUGAACAAAAUAAAGAAGCAUGGAUUGUUGAUGGAGAGGAUAGAGAAAUAAGACAACCACCACUGUCUUGUGAACACACCAAGAAGACACUCUCAAAGGUGUGUACACAAAAUCAUUUUCAGAAAAAAAUAACACAAAGAUUUGGACUUGGUUUUAUUUUGAACCUAUAUAGAAGGAGGUUCUGGGAGUAUAAAGGUGUCAGUGAGGAGCAUGAAAUUUAUUAUUAUGAAAAUAAUCUGCUGACUGGAUCACUCCCAUUUUUACAGUUGGAGCCUACCCUAGCAGAAUUUUUACAAGUUUUGACAUGCAACUCUGACCUACAGAGAAAUACAAAACCAUUAAAGAGUGACCUUUGUAUGAAUAAACAAACUUCCGUGAAAUAUUUAUCAAGUUGUAUGGGAUUACGCAGAACUUCAAUAGAUUAUGAACAAAGAAGAUUUUGGAUAAGAGAAAAAAUUACAGAAUGUCAUCAAUGUGAAAUAUAUUUCUCUAAAAAUGUAUUACAGCUCCCUCAACAAUUAAAUCUACUUUGUGACAAGUUCUACCAUUUAGAUAAACCUAAGGAAAUGUCUAUGUAUGCAUUGAAACUUGGACCAUAUCACAUGGGAGAUAAUUGUGGGAACCCCAACAGAAUAAAUGAUACUAACUUAGGUUAUAUUAAAAACCCUGUUCUGAAGAAUUACCAAAAUAGCCAACGUGGAGGGAUUUCAUACCAAGGUAAUAUCAUAUUAUAUGAUUCUCAUCAUGAAACAAUUCUAAGUAAAAAUGAGAUAUGUAAAUGUAUUCCAGAAAAUAGUUAUAACUAUGAAAGUAGACAGGCUAUGUCUAAUCACUGCUCUCAGUCAUCAUUGCAACAGCAGGACCAUACCACAGAGAAGCUUUGCACAAAUGACUGGAAAGAUGACCUUUUACAUGAAUCCUUAAUUCUUCAGGUUUAUAAUGGAACAUGGACUAAAGGAGAUGCCAAUAGAUACACCCGUGAUACAUGCAGGAAUGUCUUAAUUGAAUCAUCAUACUUAGAGAAAAAUAACAUAAAAUGUAUGAAAAAACAACUUUUUCAGGCUCCAGGAUAUGAUAAGUCAUUGAAUUUCAGUUCCAAUAUCAUUCAACAUGAUUCAAGCCAUAAUGUAGAGGAAUGUCAGAAAGCCAAAGUACAUAUGUACCAUUUUUUGAGUGUAACGAACGUCUUGGGACAUUCAAAUUUAUUAGCUGAAGAAAGACAUGCAGAACGUAAAACACCAGAAAAAUGUUCCAGUAAACCCUCAGGUGCUAUAGUAUUUCAAACUAGAGGAAAAUCAUGGAAAUGUAUGCAAUGUGGCAAGUCCUUUGCUCAGUACUCAGCUCUUCAAAACUCUCCCAGAAUCUGUUCUGCAAAGAAACAUUAUAUUUGUAAGGAAUGUUGGAAAUCAUGUACUUGGUCCUCAAACCUUCAAGUUCACAACAAAAUACACAAUUUACAGGAACUUUAUAAACCUAAUAAGUGUGGGAUAUCAUUUACCCAGUCAACAAUUCUAGCUCACCAAAGAUUCCAUACAGGAGGCAAACAUUACAAAUGUAAUGAAUGUGGUAAAUAUUUUACACAGUCUUCAAAUCUUCAAGUUCAUCAGAGAAUCCACACAGGAGACAAACCUUACAAAUGUAAUGAAUGUGGGAAAUCAUUUACCUGUUACUCAAAUCUUAAAGUUCACCACAGAAUCUAUACAGGAGACAAACCUUUCAAAUGUAGUGACUGUGGGAAAAGCUUUUUACAUUCUUCAGAUCUUAAAAAUCACUACAGAAUCCACAGAGGAGACAAACCUUACAAAUGUAAUGAAUGUGGGAAAUAUUUUAUCCAGUUUUCAAAUCUUCAAGUUCAUCAGAGAAUCCACACAGGAGACAAACCUUACAAAUGUAAUGACUGUGGGAAAAGCUUUAUACAGUACUCAGACCUUAAAAAUCACUACAGAAUCCACACAGGAGACAAACCUUACAAGUGUAAUGAAUGUGGUAAAUAUUUUGCCUGGUCUUCAAGUCUUAAAGUUCACCACAGACUUCAUACUGUAGACAAACCUUUAAAAAUAAUUAGUGUGGAAAUCAUUUACAAAGUCCUGAAAACUGCAAGCUCACCACAGAAUACAUCCUGA
Mastomys coucha (southern multimammate mouse) is the source of this 2322-nucleotide messenger RNA. RefSeq names its product zinc finger protein 83-like. Lineage: Eukaryota; Metazoa; Chordata; Mammalia; Rodentia; Muridae. The record is from RefSeq and is a predicted model, not a curated record. The transcript is spliced from 5 exons. Gene Ontology annotation, biological process: negative regulation of transcription by RNA polymerase II. The coding region runs from base 1 to 2322 and encodes 773 amino acids. Gene Ontology annotation, molecular function: DNA-binding transcription repressor activity, RNA polymerase II-specific.